Molecule: messenger RNA, 6229 nt
Organism: Saimiri boliviensis boliviensis (Bolivian squirrel monkey)
Lineage: Eukaryota; Metazoa; Chordata; Mammalia; Primates; Cebidae
Gene: MFAP3L
Product: microfibril associated protein 3 like
Source: RefSeq, a predicted model, not a curated record
AGGCGGCUCGCCCGCGGUGGGCGCUCCCGGGGUCCGGCGCAGAGCGCGGCGCAGAGGCCGCUGUCGGGCCGGCCAUGGCGAGGGGUGCCCGGCGGCCACCUGAGCGGCGCCGCGGUGUCAGGUUCUUGAUCAAGUACCAACUCUAUGGAUCCAGGACAGAGCAAGCAAAGAAGAUGUAUCAAUUGAAGAGCCAUCUGACUGUGUGCUUUCUACCUUCUGUGCCCUUCUUAAUCCUCGUAUCCACUCUAGCCACUGCGAAGAGUGUGACUAACAGCACUUUAAAUGGCACUAACGUGGUCUUGGGCUCUGUGCCUGUAAUCAUUGCCAGAACUGACCAUAUCAUAGUCAAGGAAGGGAACAGUGCCUUGAUUAAUUGUAGUGUGCAUGGCGUCCCUGCCCCACAGUUCAAGUGGUAUAAUUCCAUUGGCAAGCUGCUGAAGGAAGAAGAGGAUGAGAAGGAGAGAGGCGGAGAAAAAUGGCAAAUGCACGAUAGCGGCCUCCUGAACAUCACCAAGGUAUCCUUCUCAGACCGAGGUAAAUAUACGUGUGUGGCUUCGAACGUCUACGGCACAGUGAACAACACGGUGACCCUGCGCGUCAUCUUCACCUCCGGAGACAUGGGCGUCUACUACAUGGUCGUGUGUCUGGUGGCCUUCACCAUCGUCCUGGUCCUCAACAUCACUCGCCUGUGCAUGAUGAGCAGCCACCUGAAGAAGACCGAGAAGGCCAUCAAUGAGUUCUUUAGGACAGAAGGUGCAGAGAAGCUGCAGAAGGCGUUCGAGAUCGCCAAGCGCAUCCCCAUCAUCACCUCCGCCAAAACUCUCGAGCUUGCCAAAGUCACCCAGUUCAAAACCAUGGAGUUCGCCCGCUACAUCGAAGAGCUUGCCAGGAGUGUGCCUCUGCCACCUCUCAUCAUGAACUGCAGGACGAUCAUGGAGGAGAUUAUGGAGGUGGUUGGGCUGGAGGAGCAGGGGCAGAAUUUUGUGAGGCAUACUCCAGAGGGCCAGGAGGCCGCAGACAGGGAUGAGGUCUACACAAUCCCCAACUCUCUGAAGCGGAGCGACUCCCCUGCUGCCGACUCGGACGCCUCCUCACUGCACGAGCAACCUCAGCAAAUUGCCAUCAAGGUGUCGGUUCACCCGCAGUCCAAAAAAGAGCAUGCAGACGACCAAGAGGGUAGACAGUUUGAAGUCAAAGAUGUAGAGGAGACAGAACUGUCGGCUGAACAUUCCCCUGAAACUGCAGAGCCUUCUACCGAUGUCACGUCCACCGAGCUAACGUCGGAAGAGCCCACACCUGUUGAGAUAUCAGAUAAGGGACUGCCGCCAGCUUACCUGGAAGCCACGGAGCCAGCAGUGACACAUGACAAAAACACCUGCAUUAUUUACGAAAGCCAUGUCUAAUACCAACCCCGAAAAGCUAUGCAUAUCCAGAAAAUCAGGGGCUGCUCCUUGUAAUACAGAUGUAGUUCGCACUUGCCGCUAAGCCUUACCAGAAGACUCUCAUCCCUUAGCUAGGAGUGACGCCACUUUGAAAGGGGAAGCACCUGCCUGCCAUGAAUGGGACUGGCAUUUCCCCAGUAGAAAAGGAUGCAAGAAACAUCAGGGUGCAGAACUGAUAUCAGACAGAAGGUGUCUGUGUGAUAGGAGUUUCAGAGGCUGAUCUCUGCCAAAUACCUUAAUUGGUGAUGCCUUCUUGGCAAAGAGUCCACCACUGUAAGAUAUUCUGAGUUCAAGAGCCCUGUCCGAUGCACACUGCGUUGCUUUUCCUUUUAAAAAGUAUAGGUCUGCUACAAUAGCAAAUGCACGUACGUGGGUUUUUUGCACUUUCUUCUCAGUUUUAUUUCCUUUGGCUGUUCCUUUUUAAUGGAGUCCUUGUGAUUGAUACUAAUUGCUCUUUCUGGGUUAGUCCUCGUUGCCAUUUUUGUCCUUAUUUUUCCCUAGAACACGUACCUCAGAGACUUUGGUGUCAGUCACCAGUACCAGGGCUGAUAUCUACAAGUCACAUUAUUAAUCAUUUGUUAUGUUCCAAAGUAGUUAGGAGGCUUUUUUUUUUCCAUUCCCCAGGCCUAUUUUCAUAGAUUGCUUUUUUUGUUCAUUUCUAAUGAAGCUGCUGUUGUGAAACUGAGAAAAAACUUUGCCCCGGAAUAGCACUUUAAUAGUCAAGAAAUGUGUUUACCUGUCUGAUUCAGAGAGCCUUUUGGUGAGCUCAGCUGAGGUGUGGAGGGAAAUAGGAAAAGGUUAAAUAUACCCACACCACCCAUGAAAAUCACUAUUUAUGUUUAAGUUACAUCAUCCUCCAAACAAAGACUGAUUCUUUACCUGGAAAUUGUAUUGCUUCCAAAGACAGAGGAGUCAAUGAAUUCCUGUAGGUUGUACAAUACUGGCUUUCAAACAGGCUUGCAGGGACCACAUGCUGUUGGAUGACUCGGACACUUGAUUUUGAAGUCAUAUAACCAGGUCCACCUUUGUGAACUGCAUAGCUGACUUGGCUGUCCUUAAAGGGGAGAGGGAAAGUUUGGGUAAUAGCAAAGGGAACUGUGCCAUCAAGUUUCAUGCCAAAAUCAUUGAAUAAUUAUUCAGUCCUGCAAGAAAGUAGUUAUAUGUGAGGUGCAUCAUGUUAUGGAAAGAAGAAAAAGUCAGUCAAAGGCUUAAUACCUUCCCCGACUGUGCCAAUAUCCAGCUGCCUGGCUUUGGGCAAGUCUGGGCGUCAAGUUCCUUAUCUGUAGAAGGGGCAGAGGAGAUGAACUCUGAACACCACUGAAAUGGUCUCACUCUGUUACAGAACCAAACUAAUCCUCACUCCUUUUCACAAUCACGUUAAAGACUUUUGCUUUGAUCUCUCGGUCCACCUAACAUUUUCACGCUUCAUUACUUAAAUAAGAUUGUUGGUUUUGAGAAAUUGUAGCAUUUUAAACAAAUUGUGGAUCUUCUCCUUCCAAAAAAGCCAUUAGGACCACAUCUGCAAUUGAGAUUUAGUACUGGUGAGAAUGAGUCAUGUUACUUCAUUUUCUCUGAUAUGCAAAGGAGACAGUAACCUUAAACUUAUAAGGGCCUUCGAAAGCCACAUCAAGUGGUGGGGUUAUGAUGUCUAAGAUUGCAUGGGCCACACUGGUGAUGAGAGCAGACCCAGAUGUUUACUCCUCACCCUGUUGCCGUCUGGACAACUCCCUUUUCUGGAGUUUAAUCUUUUUCAUCUGUAAAAUAUGCAGGUAGCACCCAAGAGUCUACAGGAUCCCUUCUAGUUCAAACAUGUGUAGUUUUACAGAAAGUUUGCGUCUUCCAGGAUAACCAACCCCCACUGCAUGAGACAAGCAAAAACGGGUCCUUGAUAUUGGAUGCUUUUGCCAUCCCAGCUUUACAACAAACAUCAUCUGGCUCUGUAAUGGAGGGCAGUGGGCUUCUCUUGAAACCUGGCUUUGAUUUGUUGAUUUAUAGAUUAACUGUUGUGGAAGCUGAUAGGACCUAGUCAUGGAGUUUGAUCAGGCAUCCCUUGGAAAGGACUGAACUGUUGACUUCUAGAUAGAAGUGCUUUGGGCAGUCACAUAAAGAAAUCAGUAGUGAGAAAUUCAGAGAAAUCAUGACUCCUGUUCAGGCUCUCUGGACUAGCAUUGCAUGUUUUGGGGUUGCAGAAAAGUUUUAACUCCAGCUCUUAGAAUAUAAAAAUUUUCCAGUUGUCAUGAAGGUCCGCAGAUGCUUUACCACGGGUUUAUGUGCCCAAAGCAAUCACAGGGGACUCGAGUUCAUUUUGUGAUAUGGUAUGAAUGUUACUCCGUUCUAUUCAGUUCUCAUUCCACCCAAACUCACGUGCAGGUUUCCACAUGGAAGCAGCGGGAGAAGGCAUCCAUUCCACCUAGACAUUGAAGAGUGGUAAGAAGCUAAAAGUGGGCAGAUUUUUAGUGGAGCAAGAGCAGACAGACGCGGCCAAAGAAUGUUUCCCAAUUGGUUUUGCUGCUUUAGACUGCAGUGGGGAGAGAGUAUAUAGAUUUUCAAAACUUUCUCCCUCUUUAAGGCAUCAGAAUGCUCUCGAUUUUGAUAAUAGCCGACAUAAAGGGAGGUUGACUUAAAACGAAUUUUUCUUUCCAAAAAUGCUACACUCUUCCUAUCCAUCCCGCAGCUGCUUUAUGAAAGAAGAGAGGCCCUCUUGCUAGAAUAUGAAAUGCAGAAGACCUCAUGACUUUCAGCUGAUUUUUCAAAGAUAAAGUGAACUGUUCAGCUUCAUAGAAAUUCACGUGUGUGACUGAACGUGUGUGUGUACACACUCGUGCACAUUGGACUCACUUGGGCAGUUUUAAAAGCUUGACACUAAAUCCAAAGCCUCGUCCUUUGGGUCUUAUGUAGUCAUUCUUAAAAUCCAUUUCUGGCUUCUGAGUCAUCCUGGUCAUAUCUCUAGCAAUGUUUUUCUUAAAAUUCUGAAAAUGAUUCACAUAUGUGUAUAUUGAAUUCAUUUAAAUGAUCUGUAAACUUGGAUGGUAUUUAUUCUAAAUAGGAAAACCAAUUUUAUAUGCAAAAUCUCUGUAAUUUAUAAUGGUUUUGUUUUAUAUAUUAUAUUUUCAUAUCUUUAGGGCACAUCUACUAUCCUCAUCUUUUUGUAUACCAUACUUAGCAAAAAGAAAGACUAAUACUUGACUAAAAUCUCUAGGAACCAAAUGUGAUACAUGUGAUAUAUAACUUACAGAAGUCGCUCUAAAAAUCUCUGAAUGUCUUAUCCAUCCCAGGCAUUACUGUGCUGUGUCAUGAUGUCCAGAAUGAUUUGUCUUGAAUGCUUACGAGCAUUCCUUUUUCACUACUAAGGCUGGAAGACCUGACAUCUCACACAAUGGGGUUCUGGAAUUCCCCUUUCCUCCUUUAUCUGUUUUCAGUGUUUGUUUCCUUUUUAAUUGCACAAGUCUGUGUUGUCCAACCUUUGUUUGGAAGGGCAAAUAUGAGAUCACAAGAAAGCAAUGUGAUAGAAAGACUGGAUAAAUUUAUGGCUGUGUAAGUUAUUUUAACGAUUGGCAAGAUGUUUUAAGUCUAAUGCUUGGAUCUUUAUUUACUGGUGAUCUAGGAUCUACUCAGCUCUUUAGCACGUGAAGAAAAUGUCAGGUACAAAGGACAUUUCCAUGUUUUGAACAGCACGCUCUGAGCCCAGAGCAGCCAACACAAAUUGGCUUGACUGUAGAAACACCAUUUCCAGCUGCUGGAAGAAAUAAAUGGUUUAGAAAGGCAAACCAGAUACCUUUUUAUUCUGCCCUAGGAAAUACAGUGUUGUUCAGUGCUAAAACUCUUAAGUGGCGCUCCCUAUGGUUCUUUUAACUGGGGAUUUCCUUUCAGUGUUUCAUCUGGUACCCAAAUGGAGCAUUUACCUUGUAUUUCAGAUACUCUUGUUUUCUCAGCAUUGUUCAGAUACUUUGCUUUACCUCUCUUCACAUAUCCUUUUGGCAGUCACUUCAGCAAUUCUAUAAGUGUUUCUAUUCUUGGUUUUUAAAUCAAGUUACUAGUACUCUUUAAAUACCUACCAAAUCUCAUUGUAUAUUCACAUUCAUAUUUUGGGCAUCAAGAUACUGGUCAGUAAAAAAAAAAGUCCUUCAGUAUAUAACACAGUUUAUUUUCCUAAUGUUUUUUGGGGGGUUCUUCACUGAUCAACCAGGUUUGGGUUAACGAAUCAAUUGUGGGGGAAAAAUCAAAUAAAACAAUUGCUUAUUGUAUUUUCCAAAAGAUUUUGGAAAAUGCAUUUAUCUUUUAUUUAUCUUUUCUUCAAGAAUAUAUCAUAGGAUGAUAGUCUUUAACAGAUUUUUUAGAGAUGGAAUUUAUUAAAAAGUUAAUACUAAGAAUACCACAAUCAAAAUCGAAGCUAGAGAAUGUAAAAAUAGGAAGUAAAUAGUUCUAAGAAUAUUCUGGCAUAAAUUUUUUUAUUUAGCCAUUAAUAAAAACCUCCAAAUGUAUAUCUCAGACACCACAGAGCUGCUAACAGUGAGAGUCAAGGAAGAUGCUUGCACUUAGAUUUUGUUUGUUGUACUUCAAUAGUUCUGUAUGUCCUUUGUUAAAAUUGGAAAACGGAACAAUGUCUCUAUACAGAAAUGUCCAUCUGGUGAUUCUGUGAACUGUAAAAUGUUCACUUUUUAAAAAUAAAGAUGUAAACAAAUGAUUCAUAUAUAAGUUGAUAUAACAGUAGCAAAAACAGAAAACCAUGUGAUCCAUCCUGUAUUUUGAUUGAUGCUUUAAUAAAGGGUUUGCACAGGUGUGUGGAA